CACCAGAGUUUUCUUGACGCCAACGACAGCGAGGGUUUCUGAAAAUGAAGACGGUGAAGACUACGACUGAUCGGCAGUGACUGCUUGAUGGUGUGAGGAAAAGUAACUCUCCCUCUCCCUCUCCCUCUCCCUCCUUCGCUCCAACCCUAACCCUGCCUCAACACUACUUUCGUUUAUUGUUGAAGAAUAAACCCUAUCAAGAGACUAUUUUUGCUUCGAUCAGAAUUUUCAGGAUUCGUAUAUAGCUUUUUCAUUGAAGUAUUGUAUUUGGCUAUGGAAGCUAUGGAUAAGGUUGACCACUACCGUGUUUUGGGUUUGCCAUCUGGUGAAGAAGGAGCUAUGCUUUCAGAGGAAGAGAUUAAAAAAGCAUAUCGAUUGAAGGCAUUGGAAUUGCAUCCAGAUAAGAGGCGGGAUGACCCUGAUGCUCACGCCAACUUCCAACAGCUCAAUACAUCUUAUGGAAUUCUCAAGGACAAAAAUACUAGGAAGCUCUUCGACAAUUUUCUCCUGGUCGAGCACGAUCUAUUUCAGCAAGAACCACAGCACUACAACUACGACGAAAAUUCACAAUACUACAACUACGACGAAAAUCCACAACACUACGACUACGACUACGUCGAUUAUGAGAAUUUACAACAUGUUUUUUGCCACAUUCAGAAGGGGAAGAAGAGUAAGAGUAGAGAUCUAAAGUAUGACCUAAUUGGUUGGAUAAUACUUGCUGUUGGAAUUGCCGCAUGGGUGGGAAUAGCGAAGUCUCAUGUUCCUUCACCUCCAAGAUAAGCAGAGAUUUGUCAGGUGCUUCAUAUGAAUUUACUACCUUAACUUGCAUCCCAAUCAUGCAUUGGGGAGCUGAAAUUCAGAAAUUUUGGCGGACAGUUGAAGUAUUUGAAUGUAUAGUGGGGAAGUUCAGUGAGCCCAUUGUUUUUUGUAAUGUGGGCAAUGCCCAGUGUGUCUGUAUUACAGUAGAAUGGGCAAUUCGAAUAAUUUGAAACAUGAAAACACUAUAUACGUUUGGUAGGUGAAAUCAAUAUUCUUAUACUUUGAACAGGUGGGUGGUGAAUGAAUGAUCUAUUAUUAGCCAAGGACUAUUGAAUGAAUGAAUGAAAAAGGUUUGCAGA
Messenger RNA from Cornus florida, 1118 nucleotides. RefSeq names its product protein CAJ1-like. The transcript has 5 exons. The record is from RefSeq and is a predicted model, not a curated record. NCBI's taxonomy places the organism in Eukaryota, Viridiplantae, Streptophyta, Magnoliopsida, Cornales, Cornaceae. Bases 274 to 780 code for a protein of 168 amino acids.